UGACAAACACCUGGAUGUCAUAACGUCUUCUGUGUCCUCAUGUGUUAUUCUGGGGCACAGUCUGGGGAGGGUACCUGAGUGGCCCCCCUCUGACUGAGGCUGGCAACGUGGGCUGGCCUGUGCCAGUCUCAUGGAUGGAUGCAGAAGGGCGAGGCACUGAUCCUGCUCGUUGGGCAGGAUGCUGGCAGAAGGGCAGGACAAGCAGGGGCGGAGCUUCUAGAACAAAGAAGAAGGGGAGCCCUGGGGGCCAGGCUAGGCAUCAAAAAGGCUCUGCAGAGUGAGCAUGCCACAGUAGCCACCUCUGCACCCAGCUUCGUCAGACAACCCUCACCUGGUGCCUUCUGCCUGCCCCAGGCCGGGCACCUCAGCAACACUAAAGAGGACUUGUUCUCCAGCGUGAUUGCGCCGGCACUGCUCUGUGGCUUUCUCUACUUGGCGUGGGUUGCUGCUGCCGUUCCAGUCAAGAGCAGAGGGAUGGCCGGUAGCGGAGCCAGGAGCCAGGGAGGCCGUCGGGAGCAUGCCUUCAUCCCGGAGCCUUUCAAUGGAGCCAAUAUAGCCCCCCACCUCUGGCUGCACCGCUUUGAGGUCAUCAACGACCUCAACCAUUGGGACCAUGCCACCCAGCUAAGGUUCCUGAAAGAGUCCCUCAGGGGAGAUGCCCUGAAGGCCUACGAUGGACUCAGUCCCGAGGACCAGGGGGACUACGAGGCUGUGAAAGACGCCCUGCUGAAGACCUUCGGGGGGCCCACAGCCGCCCGCAGCCACCUGCCCAAGGAGAUCGUCUUUGCCAACAGCAUGGGUAAGGGCUACUACCUCAAGGGGAAAAUUGGCAAAGUGCCCGUGAGGUUCCUGGUGGACUCCGGGGCCCAGGUCUCCGUGGUCCACCCGAACUUGUGGGAGGAGGUCACGGAUGGGGACUUGGACACCCUUCGGCCCUUUGAGAAUGUGGUCAAAGUGGCCAAUGGGGCAGAAAUGAAGAUCCUGGGCAUCUGGGAUACGGUGGUGUCGCUGGGCAAACUGAAGCUCAAGGCAGAGUUCCUGGUGGCCAACGCCAGUGCUGAAGAAGCCAUCAUCGGCACCGAUGUGCUCCAGGACCACAACGCCGUCCUGGACUUCGAGCAUCGCACGUGCACCCUGAAAGGGAAGAAGUUCCGCCUCCUGCCUGUUGGAGGGUCCCUGGAAGAUGAGUUUGACCUGGAGCUCAUAGAGGAGGACCCCUCAGAGGAGGGGCAGCAGCCCUCCUGCUGAAAAGCCCCCAUUUCCUUACCCCCCGAAUACUGGUGGAAGACCCCCCACAGCGGAGCGGAAGGGCAGGUCCUCAGGGGAUCCCUGGGCUUGGCCAACCCUCUAAAACCAACUCUUUCCCUCCUCUACUCAUCCCCUCCUCCCUCUGCAGGGACCUAAUCUGCCCUGGUGGGGGAGGCUUCCCUGGGAACCGCACGGGUGUGGGAGAGCAGGCGGGCUUUCUUAGAGGGAGAGCGGGUCCUCACGGUUGCCAAGCUGCUAUUGGUGGCAAAGACUCAAAGGCUGGAAGAAGGUUCCAUGAAGGCUAGAAGUGAUUGUCUUUGAGAGAGGACUAGAGGACCUCUUAGACCCCUGAGACAUGGCUGCUUCUCCCCAGGUCUGUGCAGCCUGAAUCCGCUGGGCUGGCUGCAGGGUCCUCACAGCUCCUCGGGGACUCCUCCCUGUCGGGCCUUCCCACCUGUGUGAUGUAUAUUUCCUUCUGUCAUUUACUUUGAAACCCAUGGAGUCCUGUGCCAAUAACUCAUUACUUCCAAACCCAAUAAAGAUUGACUCAUGGCAAAACCA
This is a messenger RNA of Myotis lucifugus (little brown bat), 1809 nucleotides long. RefSeq names its product aspartic peptidase retroviral like 1 (gene ASPRV1). The record is from RefSeq and is a predicted model, not a curated record. Gene Ontology annotation, molecular function: aspartic-type endopeptidase activity. Gene Ontology annotation, biological process: proteolysis. Lineage: Eukaryota; Metazoa; Chordata; Mammalia; Chiroptera; Vespertilionidae. Gene Ontology annotation, cellular component: membrane.